UUACAUAACUAGACAAAUGUAACAAAUGAUUUGACUCUGCAUACUCGAGCAUUAAUAGGCGAUGUAACAGACAACAAGAGAGAGAGCAAGUAGGAAGAUUUGGACCAAAUCAAUGGUGACACGUGUCUCAUCCAACUUCUCUUAUAAGCAACGUUUCCCUCAAUCAUUACUUCACUCACUCCUUCUGCAAAUGCUUCAACUCACGGUAGUUUAUACUCCGUAGGUUGAUAAAGACGAAACGCUCGCUGUGUGUGUUCACGGAUAUACAGAGAUGCUUCAUUUUGUUCUUGUUUCUUUUGUGUUCUUCACCUCUAUCAGAGAUGGAUGUGCAAGGAAAGGGGUCACCAGUUCUUUUGUUAGGUCAGAGUGGCCAUCUGUUGAUAUCCCACUUGAUCAUGAAGCAUUUGCAGUUCCAAACGGUCAUAAUGCACCUCAACAAGUGCAUAUCACACAAGGUGAUUAUGAAGGAAGAGCAGUAAUAGUCUCAUGGGUGACCCCAGAUGAACCAGGGUCCAGCCAUGUACAAUUUGGCACAUCAGAGGAAAAAUUUCAUGCUAGUGCAAAAGGCACAGUUUCAAAUUACACUCUCGGCGAAUACAAGUCCGGUUACAUUCAUCAUUGUCUUGUUGAGGGCCUUGAGCAUAGUACCAAAUACUACUACAGAAUUGGAAGUGGUGAUUCUUCUCGAGAAUUUUGGUUCGAAACACCUCCCAAAGUUGAACCAGAUGUCCCUUACAAAUUUGGGAUCAUUGGUGAUUUGGGGCAAACAUUUAAUUCUCUUUCCACUCUUGAGCACUAUAUGGAGAGUAAAGCACAGACUGUUCUAUUUGUUGGAGAUCUGUCUUAUGCUGAUAGGUAUAAGUACAGUGAUGUUGGUUUACGGUGGGAUACAUGGGGCCGAUUCGUUGAGAAGAGUACAGCAUAUCAGCCAUGGAUAUGGAAUACUGGAAACCAUGAAAUAGAGUACUUUCCUUACAUGGGAGAAGUUGUCCCGUUCAAGUCCUAUCUUCAACGAUAUACUACUCCCUAUUUGGCGUCCAAUAGCAGCAGCCCCCUUUGGUACGCAAUCAGGCGUGCUUCUGCUCAUAUAAUUGUACUAUCCAGCUAUUCACCAUAUGUGAAGUAUACACCACAAUAUAAAUGGCUCGCUGAAGAGCUGACUCGGGUUGAUAGGGAAAAGACACCUUGGCUCAUUGUUCUCAUGCAUGUGCCGAUCUACAACUCUAAUGAAGCUCACUAUAUGGAAGGUGAAAGCAUGCGAGUGGUUUUCGAGAGCUGGUUCAUCAAAUAUAAGGUUGACGUAAUCUUUGCUGGCCACGUCCAUGCUUAUGAAAGAUCGUAUCGAGUCUCCAAUACAGAUUACAACAUAACAAGCGGGAUGCGGUAUCCAGUAGCUGACAAAUCAGCACCUGUGUACAUAACAGUUGGAGAUGGAGGAAAUCAAGAAGGUCUUGCUUCUAGGUUUAGAGAUCCUCAGCCAGAAUACUCAGCAUAUCGUGAAGCAAGCUAUGGACACUCCACAUUGGAGAUAAAAAAUAGAACCCAUGCUAUUUACCACUGGAACCGCAAUGAUGAUGGCAAGAAAGUUUCAACUGAUUCAUUCAUAUUGCAUAACCAGUAUUGGGGAAAUAAUAGGAGAAGAAGAAAACUGAAGCAUUUUCUAUUGAAAGUUAUUGAAGAAGUUGCCAGCAGUUAAUAAGAAUUCGUUAUUGAAGAAGUUGCCAGCAGUUAAUAAGAAUUCGAAGAAAUCUCAUAUUUGACGUUCUGCAAAGAAUUAAAACGUGCCUCCUGAUUAAUAUAUGCUGCUCAAUAGUCUCGGAGUGAGUGAAAUGUUGGUUGUCAGAAAUGUUUGCAUGUACUAUCGUUCAGUGCUAAUAAAAUGUUGGUUGUCAGAAAUGUUUGCAUGUACUAUCGUUCAGUGCUAAUAAAAUGUUGAACUGAUAUGUUUGUAUUAAGAGAAAAAUGCUUCAGACAAAAAUAUUCUUUGAUA
This is a messenger RNA of Lathyrus oleraceus (garden pea), 1990 nucleotides long. RefSeq names its product bifunctional purple acid phosphatase 26. Lineage: Eukaryota; Viridiplantae; Streptophyta; Magnoliopsida; Fabales; Fabaceae. Gene Ontology annotation, molecular function: metal ion binding; acid phosphatase activity; protein binding. The transcript has 10 exons. Bases 272 to 1696 code for a protein of 474 amino acids. The record is from RefSeq and is a predicted model, not a curated record.